ACCACUGUGCAAUAGGGCUGCCCUUUUGAAGUUUGAACUAUUGGAUUCUGGCAAACAGACUUUCAAUAGAUUGAAAUAACUUAUUUUUAUUAUUUUAAAGACUUUACGUGGUAAAUAAACAGAUAUUAGCAGUAAACAAUAUUAUAUCCAAAAUGUUUGAUGCAAUGACUGUGCAUCACCAAAAAUAAAUAUAAAAUAAUAAUAAAAAUAAUAAUAAAAUAUAUACUGUAUAUAUUAUUAUUAUUAUUUUUUAAAUAAACAUUUUUACUGUAGAUUUUUUUUGUCACCAUUGUGUUUUGCAAAAAUUCAGAUUAGAUAAUAAAAACAGGUAGGAGUCAAAAAAUCCCAAUUUAAUUGAACGUAAUUAAGAUUCUUGCAGCCCAUUCAUCUCAACCAAAGUGCAGCCUUGUUCCUUGAGUGUCGCGCUCACAGCUAUACGGUGACAGCCCUGCAGAUGUCGUAAUGACGCACGACUCCAGCGCGUUGACGCCGUAUUACGUCCAACCAAUCAGCAGCAGUUUCCGAAGCCCAGGAAAGAAGCAGAUGAUAUGGCAGCUUUGUGAGCGGCCAGGUGGAACUAGCUUUUGUUUAAUUGGGCUGACAGCGGAACAUGAGUACACUUUAACGCGCGCACCGCAGCGGGGAUCCGGGGGCAAAGAUGAUAUACCUGAUAUUAAUUUCUGCCGUUUCUGGGGCCAUCGUCACGCUGCUUUUGCAGCUCUUCCUGGUAUACCAGAGGAGCCCCAAGCCUGUCGCGAGGACAGUGCAGUAUGUCAAAGCAGUUCCUGAUCCUGCACUGAAGGAUUACUUUAGUAAUCAACAAGCCGAUGCAACGCAGCAACAACAGCAAGACAUCACAUCCGCUGCCUCCAAACAACCAGAGCCCGCUUCUGCCAAACAGCAAGAACCCACUGUCUCCGGCAGCAGCCCCAAACAACAACCGCUCUCGCCACCGCCUUCCCAGAGCGAUCCUCUUCACACUUCCAAAGCGGAGACAUGCGAUUUCCUCAACGCAAUCAUUUUGUUUUUAUUUCGAGAGCUCCGCGACACCCCAGUGGUCAGGCACUGGAUCACCAAAAAGAUCAAGGUAGAGUUCGAAGAGCUCCUCCAAACCAAGACCGCCGGGCGCCUGCUGGAGGGGCUCAGUCUGCGGGAUAUCUCCCUGGGCAACUCGGUGCCCGUCUUCAAAACAGCCAAACUCAUGAAGCCUGUGGCUCUCAAUGAAGACAACAUGCCAGAGGAGCUGAACUUUGAUGUGGACUUGGAAUAUAACGGCGGCUUUCAUUUGGCCAUCGAUGUUGAUUUAGUAUUCGGCAAAUCGGCUUAUCUGUUUGUGAAGAUGACCCGGGUGGUCGGCCGGCUGAAACUGCAGUUCACCCGCAUGCCUUUCACGCACUGGUCCUUCUCCUUCAUGGAGGACCCGCUCAUAGACUUCGAGGUGAAGUCUCAGUUUGAGGGUCGUCCUCUGCCCCAGCUUACCUCUAUCAUAGUGAACCAGCUCAAGAGAGUCAUCAAGAAGAAGCACACGUUACCAAAUUACAAAAUAAGGUACAAGCCUUUCUUUCCCUUCCAAGUGCAGCCACCACUCGCAUCAUCAUGUGACUUGGACCUCUCCAUCAGAGACACCCUAUUGGUGGAGGGACGUCUACGUGUCACACUUGUUGAAUGUAGCAGGUUGUUUAUCCUGGGCUCGUAUGAAAGGGAGACAUAUGUUCACUGCACCUUAGAACUCAGUGCUGAGGAAUGGCGGGAGAAAACUCGCAGCUCCAUAAAAGAGACUGAGGUGAUUAAAGGACCAUCUGGGAGUGUGGGGAUGACAUUCAGGCAUGUUCCGGCCACUGAUGGUGACACGGUACAUGUGAGCAUAGAGACCGUCACCCCAAACUCCCCAGCUGCCCUGGCGGACUUACAGAGAGGAGAUCGCCUCAUUGCUAUUGGAGGAGUCAAAGUGACAUCCUCUGUCCAAGUGCCGAAGCUGCUGAAACAAGCUGGAGAGAGAGUGUUAGUCUUAUAUGAGAGGCCAGUGCGGCACCAGGUGCCUACUGUUGGGUUAGGGCCACUCCAGGAAACCUUAGGGCCUAUGGAGGAGCCCGUCUACCUUCCCCAGCCUGGGGGCUAUGAGGAGGACCCAGCCCCAAUAGCCACCAUGGACAUAACUGAUAACAGAGACAUGGACUCUGAGUUUGAGGAGUUAAUCGUGGAGUCCAAAUCAACUGGAGCUCCAGUCAGUGUUGACACUAAAGAGGACUUCUUGCUCUCUGUAAACCAAAGCCCCAAAAAGACUGUGGCGAACCUGGCCAAGCCCCUUGGUUCCAUCUCUCCAAUUCUAAACCGCAGACUGAACCUUCAGUCCCCGCUCAAACCCCAGCCCAAAGAAUCACCUAAGCCACCAACUCACAAGACUGUUGAACCAUGCGAACAACCACAGAGACCAACGGUGCCCCCGCCUCCACCACCCGCACGCCCUCCUGUUCCUCCCAGGCCCCAUAUUAAGGUCACAUCUGCCACCUCAGAAACCCAAAAUAUGGUGGAAGGUAGUGAGUCUGCAGUGGAAAAAUGUCCAGAGAAAACACAGCCCGCUCCUAGCAAUGGGGACAAACCGGCAGACAAAAUCCCUGUUAAAUCACCAGAGCCAAAGCUUUUGAGUAAACUCCCAGAGCCCACUGAUGAAAUCCCCAGUAUUCCAGGCACAAACAAGCAAGAUUCAGCCAAAGACAAGAUAUCUGAGAGCUCCACCAACACUAGGGACAGUGUAGAUGAACAGGGUCUCUGGGAAUCAUCCGAGACCAUGUAUCGCAACAGAAAUGCUCGCUGGAAUAAAGCCUCGGUGGUCUUUGAGGUAGAAAACAACCACAAAUUCCUCAAUGUAGCACUUUGGUGCAAGGACCCCUUCAAGGUCGGUAGUCUCUUGUGCUUGGGGCAUGUCAGCUUGCGCUUGGAGCACAUUGCAAUGGAAUGCUUAUCAACAUCGUCUGCUGAAUAUCAGAGCACAUUCCGAAUAUGUGCCCCUGAACCAAGAGCAAGUGUCAGCCGCACCGCUUUGCGCAGCUUGAGUACUCACAAAGGUUUCAAUGAGAAAUUGUGCUAUGGAGACGUAACACUCAACUUCACUUACCUGGGAGACGGGGAGUCAGAUAUGUUCAGUGGACUGAUGGAACGCGAAUGGGAGGGGAGUCUCCAGGAAGAGGAGUUUAAAGACAAAGAAAAUGUACGGGAGCAAAUGCUCAUGGUAACUCGGGAUGAACUGAGUUACAGCGGCAUGCAGUUCGGGGAAAUGCGGCACAAUUUUCAGGACACUCAGUUCCAGAAUCCCACUUGGUGCGAGUAUUGCAAGAAGAAGGUAUGGACCAAAGCUGCUUCGCAGUGUAUGACCUGUUCUUAUGUCUGUCAUAAGAAGUGUCAGGAGAAGUGUCUAACUGAGCACCCUUUUUGCGUAGCAGCCUCAGACCGCCGUGGGGCAGAUCCUGAGGCAAAAUCAACUAUCAACCGGGCAACGACGGGUCUCACGCGUCACAUUAUCAACACUAGUUCACGCCUCCUCAAUUUGAGGCAGGUGCCAAAAGCCAGGCUUUCAGAACAGGUUGCAGAAAUGGGACCAGGAGUUGUAGAACCUUCUCCAAAACACACGCCUAACACGUCCGACAACGAGAGCAGUGACACGGAGACCUAUGUUGGGGCCAGUCCUUCUAAACAGCCACCUGGUAGCAGUGGUUCAAAACUGGUUCGCAAGGAAGGUGGGCUGGAUGACAGUGUAUUCAUUGCUGUAAAAGAGAUUGGUCGAGAUCUUUACCGUGGCCUCCCCACAGAUGAACGUUCACAGAAACUAGAGUUAAUGUUGGACAAGCUACAGCAGGAGAUUGACCAGGAGUUGGAGCACAACAACUUACUGAUAGUGGAAGAGCGAGAGACGAUUGACACCCGACGAAAGGCCCUGAUCUCUGCAGCUCUUGCAAAGUCUGGUGAACGGCUCCAAGCUUUGACUCUACUCAUGAUUCACUACCGUGCUGGCAUUGAAGACCUAGAGUCUGUAGAAAGCACCUCACCUUCCGAGCAGCAUGGCUUUCCAAAGGCGAAAACAGAGGGUCUGGAUGAGGCGCUGCUGGGCACAGAGGUGUACGAUAGUGACAUUUGUAGUCCAGUUGACGUUCCAAUGCUGGAUGAGAUUACAGAAGAGCAAAUCUGUGUAGAGGCUUUACCGUAGAGAUGACAAGGGGCAUCAGGGGCUUGAGACUCAAGAACAUACUUUUUUUUUUGUUUUUUUUUUUUUAUGGCAAGGCUUAAGAAUGACCUAUGAGCAUCCCACAAGUGAAUGCAAGGUUUACAAAGUAUUCAUGGAUAUUUGCCAGAAGAUCAUGGAAAUGUACUGUCAUAUGAGGAAUUUUGUGAGUGUCAGUAGUUUACCAGAUUUUAUUUACUUUUUAAUCAUUUUUUUUUUUUUUUUUUUUUAAUAAAUAUUGUUUUUUCGUUUGGUUUUGUUUUUGUUUUAUUUUUGGUCCCUUAUUAACUAUUGAAGAGGACUAAACCACCUUUUUGUAUGCUUUCUGCAGUAUUACAAAAAUACAUGUAAUUCGGGUCUAGCCCAUCUGAGUUCUCAUGGAAUCAUGAUCAAACUGAGUUUACCUGCCUUACCUGAAAAGGUGCAAUACAUUUUUUAAUCAUAACAAGCUUCAAAAGAGAGUGUCAGUGUGAGUAACAUACAUCUUAAUAUAGAUAUAAGUCUCUGUCUGCAGUAAUAUGUGCUUUUGGUGAUGUUCAUGGUUGGAAAUACUUCACAGUUUUUUGUUUUGAGCUUCAAGCCCCUCUGCCUUACACUAUGUACACUACAAAAGGUAGGAUUAUAUCCUGAAAAGCAGUCCAUAGAACAUGAUGUCCAGAAAGUGUAACAUGACUUUUUUUUUUUUUUUUUUUAUUCUAGUAGUACAUAUUGGUUCCUAAUCAACCUUGUACUCUCCUGAUAAGUACCUUUUAUCAUGUUACUUUUUGACUCAUUUUAAGUUUGAGUCAAUUGUUUAAUUUUUCAGUUAUUUAGUUUUUUGUUUUGUUUAAUAUGUUUUUAACAUGUUUAAAUGUUGAAUUGAGAGGAAAUCCUCAUAGGAAAUAUAAUCUUGGCAUUAUUACAGCAUAAUAUUGGGGACCAUUUUUUGUCAUUUAUAUUUGUUACUCCAAGCCAAUGUAAUGUUGUUUUCUUUUUUGAGGGAGGGAUAUUUCUACUGCAUACAUGAUAUCAGUUUCGAAGUAUGUUUUCGAUAAUCACAUUAUAUUAUCAUGUCACAAUGAAUUUGUUUUGAGCCUCUACGAGUUCAAAAAUUGUAGGACAUUUUUACAAACGUAUUACUAAUCUUUAUCAACUGAUGCUUCAAUUGGUUUAGAUGAGUGGUUAUGUUUGUGUGAAUGUGUCAGCAAGUUACAUUUUUGUUAAAGUAUUCUUUUGUUUUGGUAAUCUGAUUCUGUUAAUAGAAAGUUUUCAGUUUGUCUCACAUCAGUGUGUCUGAGCAUAUUUUGCCGCAUUUGAAAGUUCAUUUCACACGUAUACUAAUGAAUGAAUCUCCCAAAUGACUCUUUAAAAUAAUUAUUACAUUCACCACUCUACACAUCACCUGUCACACUAAAAAAAUACAUUAUUAAAAACUCUUUUGUCAAUACACACAGUAUUCCAUAAUUCUAAAAGCCAAUGCAUUCCUUACAGUCUAUAGCUUGUCUGCGGGGCCUAAACACUAUAGUGCUUAUGUUGUGGCCUCCGUCUAUGUAUGUCAGUUUAAUUGUUUUUUUUAAAAUUGAAAAUAGAUCCAGUUGAUUCAAUACACAUGCAUUUCUGGGUCUCUCUUCAUGAAUAUAAGGUUUUUUGUAAAGACAGAUGACAAGGCCUUUAAUAAAGGGGGUGGGGUGGCGGGGGGGGGGCGAACAGAAAUAUGUAGGGUCAAAGCAACCUGCUUUAACAGUUGUGGUGUCCUAGUUAAUGUUCCUGCUGGUCGUACAAUAUCUAUUCAGCUGGUAGAAUCAGACUCACAUUCUUGCUUGUGCAGUAUUUGCAUAUGGUGUUCAUGGAACCACAAACCAGAAGGGAAGCGUUUUCCUUUUGAAUCACUUAAAGAAAUUACAUUAAAAUAUUACACUCAGUAAGUCAUAAAAAUGAAUGAAAAUCUUUUGUUGCUGUUUUAGUUCUGUUUGUCUAGUUGCUGCUGCUGUUAUGCUGUGCUUCUCACACCAACACAUGCAUUCAUGUUUCUUCAAUUAUUUCAAUCUCACAGUGGAAAAACAAACAAACAAAUAGAACAAAAUAUAAAGCAUCAUAUCCGCCUUGGCAAACUGUGGUUAUGCUUUUCUGGGAAAGCUGUUGUUCUUAUUGGAAGCUGUAUCAUGUUUUAAAGUGCUAUUGUAAAUAGCCUAGUAAUGUAGGUCACUUUAAACCGGUCCUUUCUCCCUGAACUCUUAUAUAGUGCUCAACAUGUGGGUUCAUCUUUGUUGUUGUAUUUGCUUCAUGUAAAUAUUAUUUUGUUUGUUAGUGGGUUUUAAUUAUGGUUGAGGGCAUCUACUGAAGAAGUGCACAGCUUUUAAACUUGCUGCAAGACAUUUACGCACUGACAUAUCAUAUUUGCUUAUGCACUUGAUAAAUUAUUAGAAAUAAAAUAGAAAAUGUU
Myxocyprinus asiaticus (Chinese sucker) is the source of this 6638-nucleotide messenger RNA. RefSeq names its product PDZ domain containing 8 (gene pdzd8). The transcript has 5 exons. Lineage: Eukaryota; Metazoa; Chordata; Actinopteri; Cypriniformes; Catostomidae. Gene Ontology annotation, molecular function: lipid binding; protein binding. The record is from RefSeq and is a predicted model, not a curated record. Gene Ontology annotation, cellular component: mitochondria-associated endoplasmic reticulum membrane contact site. The coding region runs from base 659 to 4201 and encodes 1180 amino acids. Gene Ontology annotation, biological process: mitochondrial calcium ion homeostasis.